AUGGCAAGUGCCCUUGCCAUGCUCACCGCUGGUGUAGGCGCUGCCGCCGAGAUCCCUCUAACCACCCGAGAGGCACUGUCGGGCAUCUUUGGCUCGAUCUCGCUCGCCUGUUGGAUAUUCCUUCUCGUGCCCCAAUUACUCGAAAAUUACCGCAACUCCUCCGCCGAAGCCAUCAGUCUCGCGUUCAUCUUCGUCUGGUUCAUUGGUGACAUCGCGAACCUUGCCGGCGCGCUCUGGGCAGGACUGGUGCCCGUUGUGGUUGCAAUUGGAGUGUAUUUCUGUAUCGCAGAUGGUGUCCUAAUCAGCCAAUGUCUGUACUACGGAAUCAAAAAUAAGAGGAAGGAAGGAAAAGCAUUGUUGAACACAGCGGCGUCUUCGUCUAGCGCAGACGCUCAACAGCCAGCACGGGAGAAUGAUGAGGAAGAGCCUCUACUCAAACGCACCCGGACGAACAGCAUCACAAUUCCAGGCUCGGCCGAUAACAGACGACGAAGUAGUGCAAGUGCCAGGCGGAGGAGAAGCAGUGCUGCUCGUCAAGAUGAUCAACUCGCGCAGAUUUUUGAGGAGAGCGACGAUCGAGGUGGUAGACUUUGGUUCAAAAAUGCAAUGAGUGUUAUCGCCAUUGGCGUGGUUGGUGCCGCAGGCUGGGCGAUUGCGUAUGAAUCAGGUGCUUGGAAACCCACCGCCACUUCUACUGGCACGGAUGGAGAGAAGAUGGCGACAGGAGCCCAGAUUUUGGGUUAUCUCAGCGCCGUCGCCUAUCUCGGAGCGAGGAUUCCUCAGAUUAUUAAGAAUGCGACGGACAAGAGCUGCGAAGGCCUUUCACUUCUCUUCUUCAUUUUGUCUCUUCUGGGCAACCUCACUUAUGGCGCCGGAAUUCUGUGCCAUUCAACAGAAUCAGGCUAUGUUUUGAAGAAUCUGCCUUGGCUGAUUGGCAGCCUAGGAACGAUGGUUGAGGAUGUGACCAUUUUCGCUCAAUUCCACAUGUACAGAGUUCCAGAUCAGUCGACAUCGGAUGAAGCGGUCACCUGA
Messenger RNA from Exophiala aquamarina CBS 119918, 1032 nucleotides. RefSeq lists its product as uncharacterized. Gene Ontology annotation, biological process: basic amino acid transmembrane export from vacuole. Bases 1 to 1032 code for a protein of 343 amino acids. NCBI's taxonomy places the organism in Eukaryota, Fungi, Ascomycota, Eurotiomycetes, Chaetothyriales, Herpotrichiellaceae. Gene Ontology annotation, cellular component: fungal-type vacuole membrane. The record is from RefSeq and is a predicted model, not a curated record. The transcript is spliced from 2 exons.